Aspergillus pseudonomiae is the source of this 1194-nucleotide messenger RNA. RefSeq names its product S-adenosyl-L-methionine-dependent methyltransferase. The transcript is spliced from 4 exons. The coding region runs from base 1 to 1194 and encodes 397 amino acids. The record is from RefSeq and is a predicted model, not a curated record. NCBI's taxonomy places the organism in Eukaryota, Fungi, Ascomycota, Eurotiomycetes, Eurotiales, Aspergillaceae. Gene Ontology annotation, molecular function: O-methyltransferase activity.
AUGCGGUCUCAGAUCCUAGAAACCAUUGCUGCUCUAGAUGCAGUUAAACCCGAGGCAUAUAGCGGCAGCGAAGUGGAACGCUUACAAGUGCGCGCUGCAGCACGGCGACUGCUUGCCCGAGUGGAAACACCCUAUGAGCGCGCCUGGGGCUUCUGCUUUGAACACCCUGUUGUCUUUGCCGCUCUGCAAACAUGCAUUAACGUGGGUCUUUGGAAGUCCUGGACAAACGCUGGAGGGGGUGAGAAGUCGAUCCACAGCUUGGUAGAGCUCACCACCCCCACCGUUGAUACAAACCUGCUGCGGCGGCUCUUCCGGUUGCUAGCAGCCUUCAACGUAGUGGAGGAAACCGCAGAAGACACAUUCAAACCGACUGCGUUCUCAUACGCUAUCGGUGAUGAGAGCACCAAGGUUCGUGCCUCGCUUCAAGCAGCAACACAUCAAUAUAUUGCGGCCGGCCAUAACUUGCCGGCCUAUCUGGCCAAGAUCUCUUAUAAGGAGCCUACGGACGUUGAUCUGAAUAAUUACACGGACAUUGAUCCGGACGGUCUCACCUUUUUUGGGCGAUUGCAGAAAAGCCCCGCGUAUUUCGAAGCCUUCACUGGCCAUAUGGAGGCCUGGACAGCAUGGAAGACCCCAUGGACUAAGGUUUACGACACCACCACCCUGCUCGAAGGUGCCAAGCUGGAUGAUGGCUCUCCAUUCGUGGUUGAUCUUGGUGGAAACACUGGGACGGACAUUUCCCACGUUCUUGCCAAGCAUCCAGAUAUCCCUGCUGGAUCGCUCGUUUUGCAAGAUCUUCCCGAGGUGAUUGCCAAUGUUCGGCUCGAUGAGAAGAUCACAGCUAUGGCUCAUGACUUUUUCUUACCGCAGCCUGUGACAGGGAGCCGUGCUUACUUUCUGCACGCCGUUCUCCAUGACUGGCCGGACGAGAAAGCGAAGCAACUGCUCGUGAACACCAGAAACGCAAUGGUAAAGGGCUACUCCAAGCUCCUCAUCUACGACAUCGUUCUUCCGCCGAUAGGAGCAAGCCUCAGCCAAACCACAAUGGACGUGGAGAUGAUGUCGUUGCUGUCAGCUUCCGAGCGGACGCAAGGCGCGUGGGAGAAGCUGUUGGCCAAUGCUGGCUUCAAAAUUAUCAACUUUUGGCCUGAUCCUCAGGAGUAUGAGAUGAUUGUCGAAGCCGAGGUCGCAUAA